UUUUUUCUUUCUUUUUUUUUUUUUCUUUGAAAUUUUUUUCAAUGAUAAAUGAAGAAAAGGACUUGAUCCAAAUAAAGCAAUUUGGAAAUAAAUACUUUAUAUUUAAUGCUCAUGAUGUAAAAAAAUUGCGAUGUGAAUACCGUAUUGUAGGUGCACUAAACGGCACCUUACCUUCAUUUCCAUCACAAAACACUUUUUUUGGAUUACCACUCAUAUUAUUACAAGAAGAAGUUGAGUUGUUGUUAAAAAAAGGCUGGGCAACUUUGAUUACUUCAUCUCGCUCUUUGCCUCCUACAUCAACAUCAAGUCGAGCCAUCAUCUUUGAUCAUUUUUGGUCGAUGGGCUUUUAUUUAACAAACGGCAUCAAGUUUGGUGGCGAUUUUGUAUUAUAUAGUAAUGACCCCAUGUGUGUUCAUAGUGAUUACAUUGUAUCUGUUAAAGAGCCAAAGGAGAUCAUUUUGCCCAUUGACAUCAUAGCGGCAGGAAGAGUGGCGACUAAUGUGAAAAAGAUAUUUGUAUUUGCUUCUGUUGUCGAUGAAGAUCAAGUAUUUUCUUAUUCCAUUGAAUGGGCUGGAUUUUAGAAAUAAUACAAAUGGAUGAUUGUAUAGUGUAUAUUAUAUGAAUUGUUUCACAGCAACUUGUCAUCAUCUUUUUUUUUUUUCAAAGAGUAAAGUAAAAUAGUUUAUUACGUAAUAUUUUGUAUAAUGAAUAAAGUACAUUAUCUAUAACGUUGUAAAGAAGGUAUUUUUAAGAGAAAAAGGGAUAUUCAUGUUAAAGAAGAGCAUUUAUAUCAUAC
This is a messenger RNA of Cokeromyces recurvatus, 796 nucleotides long. Its product is annotated as tRNA intron endonuclease. The record is from RefSeq and is a predicted model, not a curated record. The transcript has 3 exons. Gene Ontology annotation, molecular function: tRNA-intron lyase activity; nucleic acid binding. Lineage: Eukaryota; Fungi; Mucoromycota; Mucoromycetes; Mucorales; Mucoraceae. Gene Ontology annotation, biological process: tRNA splicing, via endonucleolytic cleavage and ligation; tRNA-type intron splice site recognition and cleavage. Bases 42 to 581 code for a protein of 179 amino acids.